AUGCCUCCUCGACGAAAAGCCUCGGCCGGGCUGAAGGCGAAAAAAAGUGCCGAGGAUGGGUUGAAAGGUCAGGAGAACCCUGAAGAAGCUGCUGCGGAUGAGGAGACCAAGGUCCCUCAAAAGAGAGGGAGAGGAAGGGCUGCGAAAGAAAAAGUGGGAAAAGACCAGAUUGCAGACAACAAAGGUGAUACUCAGGAUGAAAAAAAGCAGGCUGAACCCGAGAAAGUUACCAAGAAACGAGGGAAGAAGGAAACGGAUACAGCGGAAUCGGACAAACCCAAGAAGAAGGCAAAAGACGAGCAGGAGACGAAUAAGAAGGAGAAAGUUGUUCAAGAGAAAGUCGCGAUUGAAAAGAGCGACAUCAAACAUGCAGAACUCCCCAGCAAGCGUUACAAAAUUGUUUCUUGGAAUGUCACAACCAUAAGAAGUCUAAUGAAGAAAAAUCCUGAGCUUCUCAAAAAGCUCAUGGAGCAAGAACAGCCAGAUCUCAUCUGUUUUCAGGAAACCAAACUCAAACAAGAAGAGCAUGACGAAUACGAGGAGAUGUUGAAAUCGCAGUUUCCAGGUGACCAAGGGUAUGAAGCUCACUUCAGCUCCAGUUUGUCCAAUAAAUCGUAUGCUGGAACUCUUGUCUUGGUCAGAUCCUCCAAGGACAAGGCAACUGCGCAGAAGCAAACCAAGAUGGAUUCGUUCUUCAAAGGGAAAGACUCCAAGAGCGCCAAGAAAGACGAAGAGACGGCCUGUCCUCCUCUGAAAGUCACCUUUGGGCUCUCGACUCUGUCGAAGGACGAUGGGGAGAUUGCAGCGGAAGUGAUUCAGGAGGGAAGAACUAUUACAGUCGAGUUCGAGUCAUUCUUUGUCGUUGCUACAUAUGUGCCCAACAGUGGAGAGAAGCUACAGCGACUGGAAUUCAGGACCAAGUUGUGGGAUCGGAAAGUUGUGGAAUAUCUGAAGAAGCUGGAAGCAUCGGGCAAGCCUGUGAUUUGGUGUGGGGACCUUAACGUCGCUCAUCUGGACAAUGACAUCUGGAACGUUGGCGCAAAGCAUCUGGUCAAGUCCGCGGGCACGACACCCGAGGAGCGUGAUUCCUUCAGCAAGAUUCUAGAGGAAGGCUAUGUGGAUUGCUUCCGGCAUUUGCACGGAGAGGAUGCCAAGGGAUGGUUCAGCUACUGGAGCGUGCGAGCUGGGAAUCGUCCUUGGAACCGAGGUCUUCGACUCGAUUACUUCGUCGCAUCCAAGUCCCUCUGCUCUCAGGACUCUCUGCCCAGGGUGGUCGAUGCUGAUAUCCACGAUGAAUUUGUCGCUAUCGACCAUGCAGCGAUUAGUCUCACCCUCGCCGUGUAG
This is a messenger RNA of Guillardia theta CCMP2712, 1344 nucleotides long. RefSeq names its product apurinic/apyrimidinic endonuclease family member in base excision repair (gene APEX). Gene Ontology annotation, biological process: base-excision repair. The transcript is spliced from 7 exons. Gene Ontology annotation, molecular function: endonuclease activity; phosphoric diester hydrolase activity; DNA-(apurinic or apyrimidinic site) endonuclease activity. Bases 1 to 1344 code for a protein of 447 amino acids. Gene Ontology annotation, cellular component: nucleus. The record is from RefSeq and is a predicted model, not a curated record. Lineage: Eukaryota; Cryptophyceae; Pyrenomonadales; Geminigeraceae.